ACGCUUCGGCAUGAAUGAGCUGGCGCUACCGGAGUGAUACCACGGCCUCAAAGAAGAUCGGCGUGAAACAACGCUUGUAUUUCAUUCGUAGUUUUCAAGUUAUAAAUAAUGUUUUUAAUUAUUUCUUUCGUAUUUUUUAUUUUUUUUUUUUUAUAAAACAUUGCCCCACGCUAGGCGUUUUCUCCUGUGUCGUAGGUGCGUAAAAACAUACAAGUUCACAUACACAUGACACCCAGACCCGAAACAACAAUUAAUUUGUGGAUCACACAAAGUGUUGUUCCGAGCGGGAAUCGAACCCGCGACAUGUUGCACGGCAGCUGGUUGCCCAGCCACCGCACCAACCGUGCAGUCAG
This is a messenger RNA of Spodoptera littoralis (African cotton leafworm), 353 nucleotides long. The record is from the annotation of a GenBank genome assembly. Lineage: Eukaryota; Metazoa; Arthropoda; Insecta; Lepidoptera; Noctuidae.